AUGGCCAAUGCGAGUGUUCCUGUGCAAUACACCUCAGCAGUCUCACCGCCACCAGUGGUCAGCAGCCAGUUGACCGAGGCAUCUCACGGCUCAUUUACAGGACGGGCGACCACCACCGGUGCUCUGUCAUUGAGCGUACAAGCACAGUCUAUUCCCGCUCUCCCUCCAAGUCCUGCUGAGACGAACGGUUAUCCUAGCGACGGACAAUUGCAUGAGCCUGAGCCUGCCCCGUUUACCCCAGCUGGUGGUGAGGGAACAAAUGGAUCGGAGCCGGUGUACCGAGUGCAAAGUGAUUUUGAUUUCGAAUCAAUUGCUCUCGGUCUCUAUCAGGAGUACAUUGAACUAGACGUUUUCCACAAUGGCUUGGCGAUGUUCUCUGCUGCGGAUUUUCAAGCUGCGGGCUUGACCGCCGAAGACCGCUUCUUGAUCGAGUUCAUGGCUGACCAAGAGGUCGGCCAUGCCACCCUCCUUACCAACAUUCUCGGACCUCAGGCAGCGCCCAAGCAAUGCACUUAUAACUACCCCUUCCAAACGGUGCGCGAGUUUGUCGACUUUAAUCAGAAGUUGACUCGUGUUGGCGAGAGUGGUGUGUACGGCUUCCUCAACCACCUGGACUCUCGUCCUGUCGGCCAGCUGCUCCUUCAAUCUAUCAGUACCGAGGCCCGCCAGCAGAUGAUCUUCCGUCAGUUCGAUGGGCUUUUCCCAAUGCCUGUGUGGUUUGAAGUUGGAAUUCCUCAGAGCUGGGCUUGGACCUUGAUCGCACCAUAUAUCAGUAGCUGUCCACAAAACCAGACCCGUCUGGCUUGGCAGAACUAUCCGGCUCUGCAUGUCAUCAACCAGCCCAACGCCGCUCGCACCAAUGCGAACCAAACCGGCUCCAAUGAAACCCAGGGCUUUUCCAUUGAGGCCCCUCUCAACGACGCAAUUGUUCCUAGUUCCAGCCUUUGUGUCAACGCUACCGGCGUGGGCUCGAAUUGCAAUCCGGCAAUUACGCACAAUCGCUCCAUUCCGUUGUCGUACCCCGGCCGAUUGGUUCAAUUGCAGUGGGACGCCCCCGGGCAGCUCGUCGGCCCGAACAACAGUUAUGUCACUUCGACCAGUGCUGGUGCACCUUCGUGGGUCGCCUGGGUCAACCAAUUGAAUGUGACAUACUCCAAAUUGACGCUCACCGGAAACAAUACCGGCACGACUAUCCAGCCCAAUGUCUCCACGUUCGAGAACAAUCCAAUGAUCAACGGCACUGUUUUCAUCGCUCUCGUGGACACUCCGCUCGCCUUGAGCCCGUUCAACCUCAGCCAGAUCAAUCCUCAUGUUGCGGCUUUGACUUUGUACCAGGCUGGUUAA
This is a messenger RNA of Xylona heveae TC161, 1344 nucleotides long. Its product is annotated as protein rds1. The record is from RefSeq and is a predicted model, not a curated record. NCBI's taxonomy places the organism in Eukaryota, Fungi, Ascomycota, Xylonomycetes, Xylonales, Xylonaceae. Bases 1 to 1344 code for a protein of 447 amino acids. The transcript is spliced from 4 exons.